AUGGAGGCCUGGCAGGAGAAGCUGGACGCAGUGAACAUAUCCAAGGAGGAUCUGAAUUGUCUGGUGCUGAACUUUCUCGUGAUCGAAGGGUACAAGGAUACGGCAGAGAAGUUUGCAAAGGAAUCCUGCACGAAGGCUGAUGUGGACCUGAACUCGAUAGGCGACAGAAUGCAGAUAAGGGCUGCGGUGCAUCAUGGGAACAUUGCAGACGCGAUAGAGCGAGUGAACGACUUGAAUCCUGAGAUCUUAGAGACGAACGUCGGCCUGCUCUUCAAACUCCAACAGCAGCGCCUGAUAGAAAUGAUCCGGGAGGGGAAGGUCCAAGAGGCGUUAGGGUUCGUCCAAGAGGAGCUGCUGACUCUCUGCGAGAACAACAGCGUAUGCUUGUCGAUGUACAAUGUCGGCAAGCUGAAAAUGGUGGUGAAGGAUCUGUUGUUUGAGCUAGAGACGACUUUGUCGCUGCUGGCGUUCGAGAACUUAUCAAAACAGCAGUUGCCUUCCGAGCUCAAGCAGCUUCUCGAGCCUUCCUUCAGGCACAAGACAGCGACGAGCUUGAACGCUGCGAUCUUGGCGAGCCAGGAUCAGGACAAGGAGUCCAAGCUGCCCCUCCUCCUCAAGAUGCUUGUUUGGGUCCAAGAACAGUGA
This is a messenger RNA of Guillardia theta CCMP2712, 645 nucleotides long. RefSeq lists its product as hypothetical. Gene Ontology annotation, molecular function: protein binding. The transcript has 9 exons. Gene Ontology annotation, cellular component: cytoplasm; nucleus. Gene Ontology annotation, biological process: proteasome-mediated ubiquitin-dependent protein catabolic process. The record is from RefSeq and is a predicted model, not a curated record. The coding region runs from base 1 to 645 and encodes 214 amino acids. NCBI's taxonomy places the organism in Eukaryota, Cryptophyceae, Pyrenomonadales, Geminigeraceae.